AUGUCAAACAAGCCGCCGAAGACCAAGAGUGUGACGACAAGUGAAAGCAGCGAAUCGGAUCCGGGUAACGCGCUUCUGCUGGUUGUGGAGGAACAAAUCAUGGGAUUGGAGGGGAGAGUGGAUCUGGUGAUGGAGCGCAUGGAGGCAAUCGAUCACAAAAUCGAUGACUCUGUUCAAGUAGCAAUUCAAAGAACGAACACGGUCAAAGAAGCAUUGGGGAAGCAAAUCGAGGACGCUGCCUCUAUAAAGGCUUCAUUCGUGGAUCAAUUCGGAGCUAUGGAUUAUAAUCUGGAAGCCAUGAAUUGGAGGUUCUGA
This is a messenger RNA of Linum trigynum, 315 nucleotides long. NCBI's taxonomy places the organism in Eukaryota, Viridiplantae, Streptophyta, Magnoliopsida, Malpighiales, Linaceae. The record is from the annotation of a GenBank genome assembly.